Scatophagus argus is the source of this 3785-nucleotide messenger RNA. RefSeq names its product FLVCR heme transporter 2a (gene flvcr2a). Gene Ontology annotation, cellular component: membrane. The record is from RefSeq and is a predicted model, not a curated record. NCBI's taxonomy places the organism in Eukaryota, Metazoa, Chordata, Actinopteri, Scatophagidae. The transcript is spliced from 11 exons. Gene Ontology annotation, molecular function: heme binding; heme transmembrane transporter activity. Gene Ontology annotation, biological process: heme export; transmembrane transport. Bases 301 to 1818 code for a protein of 505 amino acids.
CUGGGAGGAGUAAAAGUCGCUCUCUUCGUAACCGGUUUCUGUUUUGAGGGGGAUCUCUCUGACAGCUCAAGUAGCCUAUUAGAUGAACUUCUACAGAGCUGUUCAGUCAUUUGGAAAGAAGUAGGACCGGCGUCUGACAAGUUGUCACAGGCACAGGAAAGCAGCUAUGCCUGGCAACUGAGUGAUCAGACUGUCACGUGAACCGAAAGUGAUUUAUUUUUUUCCUGUCUUUAUUUAGGCAUUUUAAGUAGGUUAUUGCGCUUCAUCUUCCAGGAACGCUCGUUUUGAUUGAAGCAGAUAAUGGGGGACAUUACGACGGCCUCGGUGGACAGGAGCACACGGGAUGCGAAUGAUCAAGGUCCACAUUUGAGAGCGGGAGGUCCAGGUGCCGCCGUCCAAGUUGAAGGCAGCAGCAUCCAAAACGGUGACAGCAGCUCUGCGGCCACCACGCGUUUAUAUAAGAAGCGCUGGGUGAUCGUGUUCCUCUUCAGCUCCUACUCCCUGAGCAAUGCAUACCAAUGGAUCCAGUACGGGAUCAUCAGCAACAUCAUGAUGAAGUUCUACAACGUGGGAGCGCUCGCUGUAGACUGGCUGUCCAUGAUCUACAUGCUCACCUACAUCCCCUUCAUCUUCCCGGUCACCUGGCUCCUGGAUAAGAAGGGACUGCGGGUCACAGCGCUGCUGGCCAACGCACUCAACUGCAUCGGGACGUGGAUCAAGGUGGCCAGUGCCAAACCAGACCUCUUCUGGGUGACCAUACUCGGACAGUUUGCCACUUCCCUUGCCCAGGUCUUCAUCCUCGGGAUGCCCUCCCGCCUGGCGUCGGUCUGGUUCGGCGCGGAUGAGGUCUCCACCGCUUGCUCCAUUGGAGUUUUUGGGAAUCAGGUGGGUAUUGCCAUCGGGUUCCUGGUCCCACCCGUCCUUGUGCCUAAUGUGGACGAUAUGAAUGAGCUGGCGUACCACAUCAGAAUCAUGUUCUACAUUAGCGCAGGAGUGGCCACCGUCAUCUUUAUCCUCGUGGUCAUCGUGUUUCAGGAGAAACCAGAGUUACCUCCCUCCCAGUCCCAGGCUCAGGCCAGGAACAUUCACCCUGAUGAGUACUCGUACACGGCUUCUGUUUGGAGGCUGCUUUGCAACAAACCCUUCAUGCUCCUGGUCGUCAGCUAUGGGCUGAACGUCGGCUGCUUUUAUGCUGUUUCCACGUUGCUGAAUCGGAUGAUCAUCGAACACUAUCCUGGUGAAGAGGUGAAUGCUGGGAGAAUUGGUCUGACUCUUGUCAUUGCUGGCAUGGUCGGGUCCCUCAUAUGUGGCCUUUGGCUGGACAAGACCAAAACCUACAAACAAACCACCUUGGUCGUGUAUGUCUUCUCGCUGGUUGGGAUGCUGAUCUAUGCCUUCACCCUCAACCUGGGUCACCUGUGGGUGGUGUUUGUCACAGCUGGAGUCUUAGGCUUCUUCAUGACUGGAUAUCUACCUCUGGGCUUCGAGUAUGCAGUAGAGCUCACCUUUCCAGAGUCAGAAGGAACCUCAUCUGGACUGCUUAACUGUUCGGCUCAGAUCUUUGGAAUUAUAUUCACCAUCUCCCAAGGGAAGAUUAUUGAUAAAUGGGGUACUUUAGCUGGCAACAUCUUCCUGAGUAUCUUCAUGCUAAUUGGAGCAAUAAUGACAGCAUUCAUCAAGUCUGACCUCCGCCGACAGAAGGCCAACCUGCAGACCGAAGUGGAGACUGUGAGUGUUGCCAGUUCCAUGUCAUCGGCGCAGGACUACGGGGCCACGGCGUGCAGCUGCAGUCAUGACAAAAACCCACAACCUCACUAAAACCAAAACGCACACCUGCUGAGAAAAUGACAGCUGAUCUGGAAGGAGCCGUCUUUGCACCUGAAAUCCUGAAAGAAAGGAAGCUGUAAGGAGGAGAGAGGAGACGCUCCCUCAGACAGAAACAGAAACAGUAUCACGUCUACAUAAACAUGCACACAUGGCCACAGAGGGACACCAGCUGUGAAGAGUGACGACCUGGAGACUGACUGAGCAGCCUUCUGUGAACUUUUUGACUGGAGUAAGAACCAGCACACCUGCUGUAUAUUUGACGUACUGAACAACAUGAAGUACUGUAUGGAUGCGAGAGAUUCACACUAAAAUCCCAAGUGCAACUUAGCUUAUCCCAAAGUCAGUCAUGCACAAGGGGAAGCUUUGAACCUCAGUCGUGGUCCUUAAUUUUAUCCAUUUUAGGCAUUUUACAUGUCCUGUCAGUGCAAUGAAACUGCCACUUUAGUGACUCCAACAUGACUACACUCCUUUACUAAAAUCAACUUUUAACUGAACUGUUUCCUUCCUCCCCCUGUUUAAUGUUAGUGUUCUAUGCAUCUAAGAAGCAAUAUUUUAACUGUGAUUAUUUCCUAAUAUUGGACCAACAUUGUGUAUGUGUGUAUGUGUGUGUGUGUGUGACAAAAGUUAGUCUUUACAUUGCUGAAGGUAUUCAUUUUAACUGUUUUGAGAGUGUUUAUUUCAGACUGUGGUGUGUUUUCCUGUCAUGGCAGUCUGAAUGCUGCUCAUUACAAAUAUGAUUGAUGCUGUGCAUCCGAGUGCACUUUGGAAGGUCAGUUUUAUCAUUGUUUUACUGUAACAUGAGAUAUUUAAGGAUGAAUAUUUGCAUCAGCAUGCGAGCGCAACAUGAAACAUGAUGGAAGGAUGAGGCAAAUCAAUGUACUGCAGUUGUCAUUUUGCACAAGAAAAUGUUUCAUGUAGAAAAUUAAUUUGUUACUGAGAAAUGUACUUCAUGCUGUGUAAGCAGUAUUUGUACAGUCUGUCAUUAACAUAUUUUACUUGAUGUUGAGUGCUUAGUUGUUAGAUGGUGAUUUUACUACUUUACAGUGAUUCUGUGAUUUAUUUUGUUUUUAGGGCUUUUCACAGUGCUGUGAAGACAUUUUAAACACCCAUUUGGGCUUUUAUAAAUUUAUUCUUAAUGUAGUUCAACAGACUGUAAAUCAUACUACAGACUGGAUACACUGUUUAGUGUUUUCUGGAAUACUACAGUUCCAUCCAUCCAGUCUCUAUACCCCUUAUCCGUCAGGUUUGCGGGUGGGCUGCAGCCUGUCCCAGCUGACUAUGGGUGAGAAAAGAACAAAUCAAUACAUUAAAAACAUAUCAGAGGACUGAAAAGAGGCUGUUUUGUUCCUCUCUAAGCAGAAAAGAAAGAAAAAAGAUGUCACUCUAUACAUCUGUGGAUAUAAUAAGAGCAUGAGAAUAUAUUUUUCUUUUUAAAAAUGGCUCUUUGUGCUCAUGCUUUUUGCAUUUGAAUCCAUCCUAAACCUGAAAGUCCAAAGCUGAAAAGCCAGAAUCAGCAGAAAAUGAUGCUGAAAAGUUCUUGCUUAAACACAAAUGUGACACCUGAGCAGCAGUGAUAAAUAUGUUUAUCGAAAAUACUGCUAGGGAAAAAAAAAAAGAAAAAAAAGAACACAAUUAACAUCCUGGGAAACAGGAUAUCGCAACUUGUUUUUCAUUUGUAGUUUACAAAAACACAAAUUUUUAUUACUUUAAUGGAAAAAACAAAUCUUUUAAUUUUUAAAAAGAUUUAUAGGACAGUAAUUGUGCAUAAAUUCAAAGGGUGUACAAACUUUUCACAGCACAAAACAAACAUCGAGAAUAACUUCUGAUAUACUUGUUUGUGAUACUUUGUAAUGAAGAGCAUAGUUUUAUACUGUAUUGUCAUCUGAGUUCUUUGGUAAAUCAUCACGAAUCAAAAAAAAAAAAAUACAGGAAGUGGUGAAAUAAAACAGUCAACAUUC